CCGAGGUAUAUAACGCGGGGGCCUUGUCAGUUUGGUAUCAUUGAUCCGACCAACGCUUGUCUCAUACACAUCAGCAUGGCAUUCAAGUUCGCCGCGGUUCUCGCCUUCGUGGCGCUCGCCCAAGUCCAGCAGAGUUUUGCCGGGCACGCUCACAGCUUCGCCCACUAUCACGGACCCGUCGAAGGUCCCCACCAGGAAGUGAGCUACCACGACAAGCACGGUCAUCACCACGUCGAUUACGUUGCGCAUCCGAAGUACGAGUUUUCUUACGGAGUGGAGGACCAUCACACCGGCGAUUACCACGGACAAAAGGAGCACAGAGACGGAAAGAACGCCGCCGGUGAAUACACCCUCCACGAGCCAGGCGGCAACGUGAGGACCGUCAAGUACCACGCCGACCCUCACGGUGGGUUCCACGCCAUCGUCCACAACAGCGGUGGCAACGACCACUCCGGAGGGACUUACGGUGGUCAUGGACACGGUCACCACUAAAACUUCCCACCUCUCGCAAGCUCCUUCACCGAGUACAAAGACCUCCUGCGACACUGGAUACCUUAUCGUACGUCGCGGCACGCUCCCACGGCCCACGGUCAUGUUGUUGUUAAGUUUGAACCCCUCUAUUCUCCCUGCAACUUUGCAGCCUUGUACCAUAUGUGAACUCUUUUAAUAUUCCUCUUUCGUUGAAUAAAUAUUCCAAGUAAA
Messenger RNA from Neodiprion virginianus, 702 nucleotides. Its product is annotated as cuticle protein 7-like. The record is from RefSeq and is a predicted model, not a curated record. The transcript is spliced from 3 exons. NCBI's taxonomy places the organism in Eukaryota, Metazoa, Arthropoda, Insecta, Hymenoptera, Diprionidae. Gene Ontology annotation, cellular component: extracellular matrix. Bases 76 to 492 code for a protein of 138 amino acids.